AUGUCAGCAAGUGGAAAAUGUAGUAAAAUGCGACCACGAUUUGAGAUGCUCAAAUCGAUGAGCUAUCAAAAUUCCAUCGAUGUCACCAAUAAUGAAAUGAUCCAAGAAGCAUGCGAACGUCUGGUGCUCAGCGAUCAGCAGUUGCGGCGAAUUAUGGUGCUCAUGGAGAAAAGUAUGGAGCAGGGGCUCUCCGGAAAGAAGGCGGCCGUUAAGAUGCUGCCAACGUAUGUGGAUGCGGUGCCGAAUGGGACAGAGAAAGGCGACUUCCUUGCUCUGGAUUUGGGCGGUACGAACUUCCGAGUGCUUCACAUCAAGCUCGAGGGAAAAGAGACAAAAAUGACGGGAAAGAUUUUCCGCGUCCCCGAGAGCAUCAUGCGAGGAACUGGAGAAGCGCUCUUCGACCACAUUGCCGACUGUAUGGCCAAAUUCAUGGAGGAGAACAAUUUGAAGGACGCGACGAAGCUCCCGCUCGGCUUCACAUUCUCAUUCCCAUGCGAACAGGACGGUUUGACGCGCGGAAAAUUAGUGACCUGGACGAAGGGAUUCAAGGCAUCGGGUGUCGAAGGAGCCGACGUCGUCACCCUGCUGCGCGACGCGUGCCAUCGCCGCAAAGACAUUGACAUUGACGUCGUGGCGCUUCUCAACGACACCGUCGGCACCCUGAUGGCGUGCGCGUUCCAAGAGAAUACGUGCCAGAUCGGCGUCAUCGUGGGCACAGGAACCAACGCGUGCUACAUGGAACGUCUGGACAGAAUCCCGAAGCUAGCCGGAUACGUGGAUGAGCACAAUGUGACACCUGAGGAAAUGAUUAUCAACACGGAGUGGGGAGCAUUUGGAGAUGACGGCGCGUUGAGCUUCCUGAGAACCAAAUGGGACGACGCUGUGGACCGAGAGAGCAUCAACCCCGGACAGCACCUCUAUGAGAAGAUGAUUUCAGGAAUGUACAUGGGAGAAUGCGCAAGAGUAGUUCUCGAGGAUCUGGCGAAGCAGGGUCUUCUGUUUGGCGGACACUCUGACGCCAUCUCGACGCCUCACUGCUUCCCAACAAAGUUUGUCUCGGAAAUCGACAGUGAUCUGUUGGAGGACGACGACAGAACGUUCCAGAAGACGUAUCAGAUUCUGGAGGACAUUGGUGUCGAGAUGAUCACGGCCAAUGAUUGUGCCAACGUCGCCUACGUGUGUAGUUUGAUCUCGACACGGGCCGCGCAUCUCACCGCAGCCGGAAUCGCAAUGCUGCUCAAUCGGAUAAACAAGAAGCAUGUGACGGUGGGGGUUGAUGGAUCGGUGUACAGAUUCCAUCCGACGUAUCCGACACUGCUGGAUGCGAAGAUUGCCGAGUUGAUUGUGGGGGAUAUUGAGUACAAACUGAUGCUCUCCGAGGAUGGAUCUGGCCGUGGAGCAGCUCUUGUCGCCGCCGUCGCCACACGUCUCAAGGAGGAGAAGCUCGCCGCCGCCGCCACCGCUUCUGAACGAUAA
Molecule: messenger RNA, 1476 nt
Organism: Caenorhabditis briggsae
Lineage: Eukaryota; Metazoa; Nematoda; Chromadorea; Rhabditida; Rhabditidae
Exons: 6
Coding region: 1-1476 (491 amino acids)
Biological process (GO): intracellular glucose homeostasis; glucose 6-phosphate metabolic process; glycolytic process
Cellular component (GO): cytosol; mitochondrion
Molecular function (GO): glucokinase activity; mannokinase activity; fructokinase activity
Source: RefSeq, a predicted model, not a curated record